CCCUACCGGAGGGCAGCUGGCAUCAUAAUUCUAAACAGCUGAGUUAUUAGCCAUUAAAACACGAGAGAAAAAAGACCAGAUUAUUUAAGACAAGGAUCAUUGGAAAAUUAUAAGAAAACCAGGAAAAAUAAUAGAUUCAUUAAGAAGACGAAAAUAUUUUAUACGCAUUGCUGCGUAUGUGGUUGUAGCUGUGUGCGUGCAUGAGAGGCGUGAGUAAUUGUAUGCGACGAUAGCAAACACAGGAGCCAGUGACGCCAUUUUCUGUGCGAAUUAGCAGAAAAAAAUCUGAGCAGGUGGGGCAAAACAGACGCAACGGCAACGCCGCGUGACCAAUAACUGAGCAAAGAAGAGAACGGACACAUACACACAGGCAUUCAAUGAGCAGUCUAAUAAACUUUCUUAAUCCGAAACUUAAGCCCUCUGUGGAAUGCGAUGCCGUCUGCGAGGAUGGAUACACAGCUGCAAACCUCAUAUCAGACAAUGAGGAGCACAUGGAGCGAGGGUUUAUGUGCUUUGCUGUAUGCAAACCGCCAGUUGAGAUUGUCUUUGACUUUCCCAAGGCCAUCGAUCUGAAGGUAAUUAAGCUGUGGCCCAGCUCUGGGGCUUUGCGCUCCACUGGCUUCGAGGUACAUGGAAAAUAUGACGGCAUAUGGGAGCGUGUGGCCUAUGUCCGUGACCUUCCCAAGGGUAUGGAUUCGGUAACGUUUUGCUAUCAAAGCGAUUAUAAUUCGCGUAGCAGUGCCGCCGCUUCGCAACAGCACAGCGAAAAGGUGUUCUUCUUCAAGACGGCCCACAAGAUAUUGGCCGCAACGAACAGCGUCAAGAUUGUGAUUCGUGCUACAGAACGCUGUCCGCCGGUACUCCGCAAGAUACAAAUGUGGGGUCUGCCGGCUCGCAGCCUAGAUAAAGCUGAUCGUGAGCUAAUGAAAACUAUAUGGAGCGAAAUAAGUGAUCCGUAUGGCCUCAGGGACCAAGCGCAGCAGCAGCAGGCAGGCCAACGUUCGCCUUCGCGUCACAUUCCGGAACUACGCGAACAGUCGAUGCUGGAAAUACCAGAGGAGUUUCUUGAUUCCAUAACCUGGGAAUUAAUGAUAUUUCCUACGGUGUUGCCAUCUGGUAAAGUUGUCGAUCAAUCCACCAUAGAUAAGCACUCGGAGGAGGAGGCCAAGUGGGGUCGCCUGCCUUCCGAUCCGUUCACGGGACUUGAAUAUACCUCACAACGUAAAGCAAUAUUAAACCUGGCGCUUAAGGCGCGUAUCGAAAAGUUUCUAAUGGAGCACUCAGAGCACUUCAAGUCUGUGCCUCGUUCACUGGGCAGCUCACGUAUGCGUCGUCGCCAUGCAUCUCAGUUUGCUAGCCAUAUGUGCCUGCCGGGCAGUAUGAGCGUAGGCACAUACUCCACAUUAAGUGGCGUUUACAAGCACCAGCAACGCAAGACCAAGUCAACAGUCACUGCCACAGCCACAUCGGCAUUCUCAGGUUCCCUUUCUCCAAUUUCGCCCCCGGUUGCUAAACGUGCGCGACACAGCUACUCAGCAUAUGGAGUCAGUGCUACUGUUACCGCCAGCAGCGCCAAUCAAUCACCAACGACCUCAUCAGCUACAGGCACAACGUCUUCCAUUGACCAAGCCUUGCAACAGGCUCUGCAAAAGAUCACCCGCUUCACCCAAGUGAGCAUGCCCUUGCAACCAAGCUGUAUUAACUGCCGCAGUGGCCAGUUUGCCUACGAGAUACGCACCUGUCGGCACUUGGUUUGCCGCGAAUGCCUCGUCAUCCUCUCCACAGCGCAGCAGUGUGUUUGCAAGAUGUCUUUUCAGGGCGCUGACGUGGAGCGCUACCACAAGCUGCCGUAGUCGUGCCUACCUUUACAGCAUAGUCUCGUAUUCUAGUGCUUCAAUAUAUUUAGGUUCGUGUAUAGGAUUUUUUGUUGCCAAUCUUCAAUUUUCAGAUACCAACGAACCAACGCAUUUGGCGUUUUGGUUUUCAUUUUCCUUCUUUUUUUUUAAUUUUUGUCUUCUCUUUUUUGAUUAUUAAGUUCGUAAGUUCGUAAAAAUAGGUCUUAGAAUAAUUUAUAACCAUAUCAGCGUCGAUUUUAGCAAGUGCUGAGAUUUUUUAUUCGAAGCCAAAAUACACUUGGAAUGGCGGAAUGGAUGCUCAUUCCCACUUAUCAGUAUCAGGUCACACUUAGUCGGCAAUGCGAUUAAACUUACAUUAUAUAGUAUAUGUAUAAUCAUAGAGCAGAUAAAGCGCGCAUAAUUUUUGUAGACUUUAUACAACCCAUAAUUGGAAGGACGAGAUCAAGCGCGAAGUUUAUAUAUUCAUAAAUUA
Messenger RNA from Drosophila hydei, 2328 nucleotides. RefSeq names its product RING finger protein 37. Bases 378 to 1853 code for a protein of 491 amino acids. Lineage: Eukaryota; Metazoa; Arthropoda; Insecta; Diptera; Drosophilidae. The record is from RefSeq and is a predicted model, not a curated record. The transcript has 2 exons. Gene Ontology annotation, cellular component: nucleus. Gene Ontology annotation, molecular function: ubiquitin-ubiquitin ligase activity; ubiquitin protein ligase binding. Gene Ontology annotation, biological process: protein polyubiquitination.